This is a messenger RNA of Medicago truncatula (barrel medic), 1877 nucleotides long. Its product is annotated as cytochrome P450 93A3. Bases 18 to 1616 code for a protein of 532 amino acids. NCBI's taxonomy places the organism in Eukaryota, Viridiplantae, Streptophyta, Magnoliopsida, Fabales, Fabaceae. The transcript has 2 exons. Gene Ontology annotation, molecular function: monooxygenase activity; heme binding; iron ion binding. The record is from RefSeq and is a predicted model, not a curated record.
ACAACAAUACAUAUCAAAUGAUAAGUCAUAGCCACCACAUUUUUCUUUCAAAAAUUUCAAGUAUGGCUGAAAUGAAAGACUAUAUCCAACUUUUCUUGCUUUGGCUACUCUCAACAAUUGCAGUUCGAGCCAUAAUAAUAACUAGAAAGAAGAAGAGCCACCUUACUCUACCAUGCCCUUUAUCACUACCUAUCAUUGGACACCUUCACCUUAUUUCUAAAUUACCUCACCAAAGUUUUCACAAACUCUCAACACACUAUGGACCUAUAGUGAAAAUUUUCCUAGGAUCUAAGCUAUGUGUAGUAACUUCUAGUCCAGAAAUAGCAAAGGAGUUCCUUAAAACCAAUGAAACUUACUUCUCCAACCGCUUUAGAAGUGCAGCAGUUGACUACUUAUCAUAUGGCUCAAAGGGUUUCUUGUUUGCUACUUAUGGUGAAUAUUGGAAGUUCAUGAAGAAGAUGUGCAUGUCUGAGCUUCUUGGUGGAAGAACCCUUGAUCAACUCCGUCCCUUGAGGCUACAAGAGACUACGAGGUUUCUUCGACUUUUGCAUAGGAAAGGGGAGGUCGGGGAGGUUGUUGAUGUCGGUGGCGAGCUCUUGACUCUCACCAAUAGCAUAAUAGCAAGGAUGGCAAUGAGUAAAACUUGUUCUGAGAAUAAGAGUGACGAUGUUGAAGAAAUAAGGAAGAUGGUGACAGACACUGCAGAGCUUGCAGGGAAGUUUAAUGUGUCAGAUUUUAUUUGGUUUUGCAAGAAUUUGGAUUUUCAGGGAAUGAAGAAAAGGCUUAAAGGGAUUAUGCACAGGUUUGACACAAUGAUGGAGAGGGUAAUUAGGGAGCAUCAAGAGGAAAUGAAGAAAAGGAAGGAAAAGGGUGAUGGUACUGCUCAUGUUAGGGAUCUACUUGAUAUUUUGUUGGAAACACUUGAGAAUGAGAGCACUGAAAUCAAAUUGACAAGAGAGAAUGUCAAGGCUUUCAUCUUGGACAUAUUUAUGGCAGGAACAGACACAUCUGCUAUAACAAUCGAAUGGGCUCUGGCUGAGAUGAUAAACAACCCACAUAUGAUGGAGAGAGCAAGACAAGAGAUUGAUGCAGUAACUGAAAACACAAGAUUAAUAGAAGAGUCAGAUCUUCCGAAACUCCCAUACUUGCACGCGAUAAUCAAAGAAACCCUAAGAAUUCAUCCUACCGUACCAAUUCUAGGUAGGGAGUCCUCGGAAAGUUGCUUGGUUUAUGGUUAUGAGAUUCCAGCAAAGACCAUUUUAUUUGUUAAUUUAUGGUCAAUGGGUAGAGACCCAAAACUGUGGGAAAAUCCACUUGAGUUCAUGCCGGAGAGGUUUAUGAAUGAAGAGAAUAAGUUUGAUGUUAGGGGACAAAAUUUCCAACUUAUGCCGUUUGGAACUGGAAGAAGGGUUUGUCCUGGUGCUUCAUUAGCACUUCAAGUUGUUCCAAUAAACCUUGCUGCCAUGAUUCAAUGUUUUGAUUGGAAGAUUGAUGGUGAUGGAAAAGUUAACAUGGAAGAGAAACCAGCUAUGACCCUUCCAAGGGCUCAUCCUUUGAUGUGUGUCCCUAUUCCUCGUUUUAAUAUCAUUCCUUCUAAUGUAUAUAUUGGUAAUUAAGAAAUUUCAAAAUUUCAAUAUCAUUUAUAUUCAAAAGAAUUAGGAGGACGGUGACAUCCUCAGAGGACUCAAAGGUUCUUGACUUUUAAGAAAAGAUGAAAUGGUGACUUGUGUUUCUUUGGAGUUUGUAGGAUCUUUAGGGUACUUCUCUCAAUCACUUUUAAGUCACUAUUAUUAUGUGGCAUCUCUUACUGCAUCGUCCAAACACUCUUGAUCUUUAUAAUAUUCUAUAAUAUUUUGAUUUGAUUUGAUGCAUGUGUA